GGAACCCCUUCUGGGUGAAGGUGACGGGCGAGGGUCGGGUCGAGUGCUGGAUGGGGCAGAGGGGGAGCCCCUUCUCGGUGAAGGUGACGGGCGAGGGUCGGGUCCGCGAGAGCAUCACGCGGCGCCGCAGAGCCCCCCCCGAGGCCACCGUGGGCUCCCCCUGCGACCUCAGCCUCAAAAUGCCUGAGCUGAGCGUGUCGGAGGUGUCGGCGCAGGUCUCGGGGCCCUCGGGGCAGGCGGUGCCGGCCCAGGUGGUGCCCGGGGACACCCCGGGGGCCUUCGGGGUUCGCUUCGUGCCCCAGGAGACGGGACCCCACUCGGUGAGCGUCAAGGACCGCGGGCAGCACGUGCCAGGGAGCCCCUUCCAGUUCACCGUGGGACCCCUGGGCGAGGGCGGCGCUCACAAGGUCCGCGCCGGGGGACCGGGGCUGGAGCGUGCUGAGGCUGGAGUGCCAGCCGAGUUCAGCAUCUGGACGCGCGAGGCGGGGGCCGGGGGUCUCUCCAUCGCCGUGGAGGGGCCCAGCAAGGCCGAGAUCGCCUUCGAGGAUCGCAAGGACGGGUCCUGCGGGGUCUCCUACGUCGUGCAGGAACCCGGGGACUACGAGGUGUCGGUGAAGUUCAACGACGAGCACAUCCCCGAGAGCCCGUUCGUGGUGACGGCCACGACCCCCUGCGACGCCGCCCGGCGCCUCACUGUCUGUAGCCUUCAGGAGUCGGGGCUCAAGGUUCACCAGCCGGCGUCGUUCGCCGUCAGCCUCAACGGGGCCAAGGGAGCCCUGGACGCCAAAGUGCACAGUCCCUCGGGAGCUGUGGAGGAGUGUCACAUCUCCGAGGUCACUGAAGACAAGUACGCCGUGCGCUUCAUCCCGCGGGAGAACGGCGUCUACUCCAUCGACGUCAAGUUCGAGGGGUCCCACAUUCCCGGGAGCCCCUUCAAGGUCCGAGUGGGGGAACCGGGACAGGCCGGAGACCCCGGGCUCGUGUCGGCCUACGGGCCCGGCCUCGAGGGGGGCACCACAGGCUCUCCCGCGGAGUUCGUGGUGAACACGUCCAAGGCGGGCCCGGGCGCUCUGGCCGUGACCAUCGAGGGCCCCUCCAAGGUGACCAUGGAGUGCCACGAGUGCCCCGAGGGCUUCCGGGUCACCUACACGCCCAUGGCCCCCGGCAGUUACCUCAUCGCCAUCAAAUUCGGGGGGCCCCACCACAUCGUGGGCAGCCCCUUCAAGGCCAAGAUCACUGGGCCCCGCCUGGUGAGCAGCCACAGCCUCCGCGAGAGCUCCUCGGUGCUCGUGGACUCGGGGGGGGUUCGUGCCGAGCCCGGGGGGGCCACGACCACCCCCAGCACCGGGGGAGCCCCCCUGGGGGGGCCCCCCAAGUUCUGCGACGCCUCCAAGGUGGUGGCCAAAGGGCUGGGGCUCAGCAAGGGCUUCGUGGGCCAGAAGAACUCCUUCACCGUCGACUGCAGCAAGGCCGGGACCAACAUGCUGCUGGUGGGGGUGCAGGGCCCCCGCAACCCCUGCGAGGAGAUCGUGGUGAAGCACUUGGGCAACCAACUCUACAACGUGGGCUACCUGCUGCGGGAGCGCGGCGAGUACCUGCUCGUCGUCAAGUGGGGCGACCAGCACGUCCCCAACAGCCCCUUCCGCGUCACCGUGCCCUGAGGGGGACCCCAAAACCCUCGGGGGGGGGGGGGAACCCCAAAAAUCUCCCUCGGUCACUUUUUCUCCUCCCCCCCCCCCCCCUUGCCCGGGGCCGGCGGAACCGACGGCGCCGGGACCCCCGAUUUUGAGGACAACUCCCUGGGUUUGGGGUCACCCUGCAAAGUUUGGGGACACCCCCUGAAAUCUGGGGACACUCCCCGUGUUUAGGGACACCCCAAAACCCUCGGGGAGACCCCAAAAAUCUUUC
This is a messenger RNA of Chiroxiphia lanceolata (lance-tailed manakin), 1908 nucleotides long. RefSeq names its product filamin-B-like. Gene Ontology annotation, biological process: actin cytoskeleton organization. Gene Ontology annotation, molecular function: actin filament binding. NCBI's taxonomy places the organism in Eukaryota, Metazoa, Chordata, Aves, Passeriformes, Pipridae. The transcript is spliced from 10 exons. The annotation marks the transcript as partial. The record is from RefSeq and is a predicted model, not a curated record.